AUGCCGAUGGUCGCUUACUAUGCCUCAGACGAAAGUAUCCAGAACCAGGCAGUCCAGAUGCUCGUGGGAAGCGCCGAUAUUGACUUUCACCUUCAGUUCUUCGGUUUCUGUCUGCAGAGGCUGACCAGGCAUGCCUUAAAUGAAGCCCAACGACAAGCAGAAAAGAAGCGCUGCAUGUUGUUCCUGAACAGCUUGCGACAGCACGGAGACGCCAGCAAGAAGGCCUUUGCACAUCCUGAAUUUCUUGCACUCCUGCGAAAGGUUGCUGAGUUGGACGAGAUGCAGCAUGAUCUUCUUCCGUUUCUGCUCCUGGCACGAGAUGAAACAUUGCUGGAGCCUUUGUUACAACAGAGAGAAGAGCUCGAGCGCCUCACUCUGGAGAUUCAGCAUUGGCACAAGAGCCAAAUCAGGAUGGACGACCACGGAGACCAGCAGCCUAUUUUCGUUUCCUCCGGCCAUCCAUACCAACAAAGCAUGCAGGAGGUCGUGGCCAUACCCAAUGCCAAGGGGCUCACGGUGGUUUUCAGCCCUGCCAGUGUCAUCAGGAACAGCAGCGCCGGAGGAGGCGAAGGAGUUCUGCGGCGGACCGUCUGCGACUUUGCUGGUGCAAAUGCCUUGACCUUCACUUUCGAAACGGAUGGAGCAGGCUCAGCUGAAGAGCGUUAUGGUUUCACCGCGGCGAUCUUGCCCAUGCAAAGUGGCAUAAAUACGGAAAUGUUGGACAAACUGAGCACAGACCUAGAAUCAACUGCCCUCAUGAUCAGCAAUGAGCUGGAAGCGCGAGAAGCCAACAAGAGCAAGCAGAGGCCAUUGUUUGUCGUGCUCUUGUCGGUCAUGAAGGAGUAUGCAUUCUCUGGUGAUUCGCAGCAGGCAGCGAAGUUGCUCCAUUCGGUCUUGGCAUGUCUCGGGCGAUCCACCUGGCUGACCCGCGGCCAAACCGAAGCUCUUGUCGCCGAGAACCUCGGGCUGCACUCCGUUGCCUCGCUUGUGCAGCAGGCCACUGAGCCCAGUGCAUCGCCUCGCAGAGUCUUUGAAGCCUGGCUGGAAGACAUCAAGAAAGCCUACCAGUCUCGCUCAGAAGAUGCCAGGGCCUGGGAGCUCACAUCGCCCAUCGUGACUGAGGUCGGCCCUUGCCUGGCAGACCUUCGCAUGGAGCUUCUCAAGGAAGCUUUGGCCAAGCUGGAGACCAUGCAUGCGGCUGUAGAGAAGGCAAGCAAGGACUACUCUUUGUCGCAAGGCAGGAUGCGCUACCACGCCUGCGACCAGCUGGCACUUCUCGUCGAAAGCCGUAAGCUCCCGGAGGGAGUUCGACUGGUGCAGAGCUGCCAUCCGUACGCUGCACAAGGCCACGAAUUUAAAGCUAGCGUGGACAUGACCGUGAAGUCCGACUCCUCCGAGCCUCUGGAGGUGAUGGUCGCCUUCGCGCCGUGCAGUUGCACCUUCGACUCCGCGGCAGAAGUGACGAUCCCAGGUUCGCAGGGUUUGUCUGGUGGAGGCCCGUGGUCGGUGGAACCUCUGGAGCUGGAGGUGGGAAAGAAGCUGACUGUAGGCUUCAAGACAGAUGGCGACGGGCGUGAGUACCCCGAACGGCGAUGGGGUUUCCUGGCCCUCUUUGCUGACAGCCGCUCGGUGAGCGUCAGCAACUUGGCCCAGGCGGCAGAGAAGAUCGCGGAGACGAUGUCAGAAGCUUCGACGGAGGCUCCCUGCGCAAACCAGCUGUACCUGGAUGCCGAGAAAGCUGAGGCCGCAUUCAGACAGGCAUACGAGGGAUUUGUGUCGGAACUGGAGGAGAUGUUGGCAUCCAUGGGAAGCGCGACGCGCAUGCAUCAAGCUGUUGAAGACACAUGCAGGCAGAUGUGCAUCUUCCUUGCAGGCAUGUGCAGAUGGUUCGAUGGCCCAGAGCUGCGGAAUUACUUGAUGCAGUGGAAGCAGAAGUUUCCAAGCCUGGAGGAGAGUAUAGCAGACUCUCGCAAGGCAAGCGAAACAAGUAUGUUCCGGUGCUUCAACGAUGAGGGUUCAAUGGUCAAUCAUGGCGAGAAGCUUACUGACCAGUUCUUCUACUGCGGCCAGCAGAUUGAAGGGACCGGGGAGACUUGCUCCCCAGCAGCACAGUGCAAAUCUUGUGGGCGCUUCCAAAGCGAGGUGCUCAGUCGAUCGCCUGCCCAGAAUGGCCAGUGCUACAGAGGCCUCACAUUGCGUGGGCCUUACAAGCACCGGCGGCGCGCCAGAGUCGUGACCAUCGUAUUCCCACUGCCGGCCGCCGCAGAGCAUCAACAGCAGUGUAGCAUCGUGACAGUCACCAAAGUAAUGCGAUGGGGUAAGCAGCGCAACUGGUUCCUCGGAGUCUACCCGAGCUUUUUGCCAACCGAGGCAGUGGUCUCCCCACCACGAGUUCUUCGGCGCAAGCUCAGGCCGCACUUGGAUCUGCGAGACGAGCUCUUGAUUCCGCCAGCUGCCUCGCGGCCCAAAUGGCACGUCCUGGCCGCUCUUUGCUUUGCCGCGGCAGUGCUCUGCCUGCUUUGCUUCCCACAAGAUCCAGGGCCCAUCUCUUCUGCGCGCCUGAGCCAGGCAGUCUCCCUAGCAGGGGAUCGACGCGAUGCUCACCUCCGAGAUGUCCCCCUCGGAGCUGCGAAGGAAUCUCCGUUUCUUUGGCAAGACGCCUGUGCUCCCCUCGUCAAUGGCACAAGGGACACCGUGCCGUUUGCGCUUGGCAAGCCUUGUUGGCAGAAAUGCUCCGACGCCAUGUCCGACGCCGUCCUCGCAAGCUUCGUGGGCGAAUGGCACAGGCAGCUGAUGAGCUCCAGCUUUGCAGUUCGGUUCUUUCCCUUCACUCGCGGCUGGCAUGCGCUGCUGCAGUGGUACAGCUGCAUCUGGCUGUUUGCCGUGGCUGUCGUGAUCGGCAGCAUGGCUUCCCACUGCUGCCUUGAGUCGAGGACCGUGGAUGAUCGCGAGAAGCUGCAGAAACUUGCCAAAGCCAUCGAUCUGGCCAUUACACAGAAAGCGGACGUCAUUCUUUUCGAGGCAGAUGAGGAGGCCGAAGCCGGAACACAGGUGUUCCUUGAGCUUUGUGGGGGCGGCGUGCUCUCCGACACCUGGGGCUCCGGCGUCAGCAUCCGUCCCGAGUCCUUCGAAGCCGCUCGCAGCAAGGUGCAGGGUCUUUUUGCCAAGUUGAAGAGGGCUUCAGGGGAGGUGGCACCAGCGCCGUUGACCUUCUGCUUCUAUGCAGGAAGCUUUAGACGGUCCGUCGGUUGCAUCGCGCUGGCACUCAAAGGCGUCUUCUUCGCUGUCUACGUCGUCUUGCACUGCUGGUUUUGCUGCGUCCUGCAAGCUGCUAUCAUGGCCGCUGGUUGGGUGGACCACGAGGAUUUGCUCUUCCAGCAGCACAGCUGGGCAGAGCCCUGGCUUCAUGUGCCGCUGAAGGUGAGGCGGCUGAUGCACUUGCACCAGUUACCGAUGCUGCCUUGCCACAUUGCGUUGUUGCUGAUCUUCUUCGUGCUUCUCAGUCUGGCAACGGCGUUCUUCGAAGCGACGUCGAAUGCUCUGCAGCAGACUCAGCGGUGGACGAAUCAAUUCUAUGCCAGCUUCGUCUUUAUGGACAUAGUGCAAGAUGGCUUGAAGACAAGCUCGAUGAUGUCGAAGAUCACUUCGCUUGUGUUUUUUCUAAUCAACUUGCUGGUGAUAUGCCUGUGGGCCUUAAGCACCAAGCAUGGCUUGGUCUGGUCCUGUUCCAAAGCAUACUCCAGCUUCCUUUUCGGCUGGCUACCUGGCUGGGCUCCGCUUGCGGCGGGUGUUGUGUACGGCGCUCUGUCCAUCCUUCACGGCUACACUUUGAGCAUGCACGCAACCGUUCCCACUGUGGAAGGACCGAAGCCGGACAAGUUCCAAUUCGGUUGCAUCCCCGACACGUGGGUCGCCUACAAAGAAGUCUUCGUAACCACUGUCGGCAUCUGGUUUGAUACCACAAUGGACGUGGGUCAGAGCAUGAUCUUCUUUCGAGCUGGCCAGCCCUUCUUUGCCACAAUCAUCUUCGUGGGAGUUGGCAUGCAGAUCAGCAUGCUUUGGAUAGACUCUUUGCGGAAAGGUGCCUGGGACGUGCAGAAGCUGCUUGCAGCUAUCUUGCAAUCCGACACUAUCCAGGCAUGCCGGGGAUCAUGGAGCAAGGGCAUGUUGCUCUCAGAGCUGUACGAGAAGGCAUACCGGGAAGCUGCCAGCGAAGCUUACUUGAGCUUGCUUGUGGGCAUUUUCGGCUUGGUGACUGUGCCGCUGAACAGUUCCUUGGAUAUGGGCUUCUUGCUGGUGUCGGUGCUUUUCUCGCUGAAGUCGGUGAUGACCGACGUGUCAAUGUCGGCCGAGCUGUUGGCUGCGGAGGAAGAAGUUCCCUGCGGACAUGGCGACGUCGUCCCUUGCUGCCUUCCCUUGAUCCCCCACAACGACUACUACAGCCGCAAGAGCUUCGCGGCCCAGCGCAGCCUGCGCGUGGUGAGCAUCUUCCGACUGAGCGAAGCUUUAGCGGUCGCAUGUACCCUGGCAGUCUGCAUCCGGUGUAGCAGCGUGGUGACCACGUGGAAGGUGUGCUACUUCGUCGGGCUCGUUAGCCUUGCGCUGGUCUUUGCACUCGUGGUGUCUCGCGGCGGCUGGUCCUCGCUACGCCGCUUCACGGAGCUCUGGGAGACCACCGUCGGAACGUUUGCGCUGGAGGGCGACUGGGAGCCGGUGGAGGGUAGUCCCACUGCUAUCAAGCUUAGCUUCCGAGGCAACACUGUCAAGCUCCUGCACAGAGAGAACCCGGAGGAGUCCAGGCAGUGCCGGCGCUAUCUGGAGGGCGGCGACUUCAACAACACCUUCCAGCUGGUAGACAGCCUUCAGCAGCAAGAGCACUCGGUGGUCUCAACGGAGUGGGUGCUGGCCUUGCAAGGCGAACAGCUGCAUGCACGUCGGGCCGCCUGGAUGCGAAGCGACGGUGUGCCAGAUUACACUGCCUUCUACCUGCGAGCUAUUGGCUUUGUCCUGGUGACGACGAUGGCAGGUGCCUUCGGCUUGGGUUUGGCAAUGCUGGUGGUGCCUGCGUGGCAGGUGAUGCUGUGGAGCGGCGCCGUCACUCGGCCCAGCCAGGAGCACGAUGACAUGAGCGAUUUCACUUCCAUACCCUCGGAUUUCGCCACGCACAUGUGCCAGAAGUGCCUUUGGCUCCUCAUCACUUGGUCGCUACUAUGCUGUUCCUUCCUCAACGAAGCCGCCUCGCCGUUCAGCCUCAACACUAUGGUGGCGGAGAUCAUCGUGCAACUGAAGGAAGGGACGAAGGAGGACGGCUUGUCGCUAGCUCUCCUGUCCAACGUCGACUUCGUCUCCGGAGCGGUUGGACUGGUGACGGUUCUGGGCGGACUGCUUGGGAGCAUCGCCUUGCCUGUGUGUGCUUAUUGGCUUCACAUUCAGCGUUGCCAGUGGCGGCAAGGCGACAGGCGUUUUCAGUUCCACCUUGCGAACACAGUGCUUCUGGCCUGCCACCAACAUGCUGUGGUUGUGAUCCACAAAGGGUAUGCAGAGAUGCUGAGCGAGGAUGCACGGGAAGAGAUGCGUAAGAUGCGGUUCAGGAUGGGUAUUCACCCGUCCCGCGCAGAGGUGGGGAUGGUACAGCUGAUUGCGGAAGCAAUCGUCGAUGCAAUCUAUGGCAAGGCAGACAGGCUGCACUUUGAAGAGUUCAACGUCCCCGUCUUUCAAGUGAUCGAGCUGCAGAAGCACAUCAGCUCAAAAAUCAGUGACAAGCAAAAUGUCGAGGUCCCCCAGUCCUGGGCGCAGAACGUAUCAAUCCAAGGUUGGCACCUCUGUGGUGGUGGCGAUAUCACGUCCGUUGGCUACGGAGAGUCUGUUCUGGGUAGUCAGCUGAAGCAUCUCGUUCAAGAUGUUCGCAAGUCCAAUACAAAGAUUGUCAAACUCGUGUUCAGCAAGCCUGUCUCCAAGAUUCCCGGCAGGAUGAGCUCGGUCGAGAGGCUCCUGCGGCAUCACUUCACACACGCGGCAAACGAUCAGCGACUGAGUCAUGUGCUCGAUGACCUUAGGCAUGUUUCAGUGUUGGUUCGAGAUGGCUGCUUGCCGCACUUGCCGGCAGAACCUUUGAUUGAUUUCAGCAAGCGCUACAAGAGUUUGGCUGAUGGCAUGGAGAAGAUGCGGCACUCCAGCAGCUGGAGCACGGAACCCCUUCACGCACCGACACCUGAGCCCGGAUCUGGAUCGACUUCGUGCGGAUGGUUGUGUAAGUUGUGUACAGGGGAGUAUAGAUACAGCGCACUGGCGCCUGUCCCACCAGAUAAACCAGAAGUGUCCGAGAUAUUGACAGGUGGCAGAAAGCUUGGUCUAUGGGGUAUGUGCUAUUGUGGCUGUGACAGAGCCUCAUCCUUCAAGUGUGGUCCCGUCAUUGGUGGUCAAUGUGAAGACUGCGAAGAUGCGCAGAAGGCGCUGGAUAAAGCUUCUCCGUUCAAGUGCAUGCACGGGCAUGAUCUGGAGCGCUUCUUCGGAUUCGACAGCAACUAUAACUGCGACGCGUGCCGCAGGUCCGCUGGCAAGUCUGUGCUGGAGAUGAGCCUGCGGUGUCGAGUUUGCAAUACAGACUACUGUGUCGAGUGCUACAUUUCUCGAAGUAGGAUCGCAGCAGAAAGUGGAGAGAUGCCUUCCGAACUGCGCGACAUCAAGACGCUGGCGGACGAUGUCUUCAGUGCUGCAGAUGGCUUAGAAUUUGCAGUCGACUGCACUCAAGUCUCGCGCUGGGAGCGUGCCCAUAUUGCAUGUUCAUGGACGCUCGCGUGCUACUCCGUAGACGCGGACGUCCAGAAUCGCGCAGUCAAUAUGGUCGUGAAAGAGGGGAACAUGUCCUUGCUCUGUGAUUUCUUCGAAUUCUGCAUGAAGAGACUGUCCAGUCACGUCUUGAAUGAAGCUCAGCGCCAAGCAGAGAAGAAACGCUGCAUGAUGUUCCUGAACAGUUUGCGGCAACAGGGAGACAAGACCGAGGAGGUGUUUGCAAACGCUGCAUUCCGGGAACUCUUGCUGCAGGCUGCUAAGUUGGAGGACAUGCAGCUGGAUCUUCUUCCGUUUCUCGUCUUAGCACGAGAUGAAGCAUUGCUGCAGCCUUUGCUGCAAAAGAAGGAGGAGCUGGAGCAGCUGACCGAGGAAAUUCAGUAUUGGCACAAGAGCCAAACUACAGCAGAGAAAGAGGCAGAUCAGCGGGUCCUCUUCGUUUCGUCCGGCCAUCCUUACCAACAAAGCAUGCGCGAGAUCGUAGCAGUGCCCGGUGCCAAGGGGCUCACUGUGGUCUUCAGCUCUGCCAGCGCCACGUUGAACAGCAAGAGCUCCUUGACAAUCACUCCAUGCCAGCCUUCGCGCGGAUCCAUAUCCAGGAGGGCUUCAAGAACAGCAUCAGCGGAGGGCAGCCGUGUUUUCUCUGGCCGCGACCAGCAAGUCUGGACGGCCUGUGACUUUGAGGGAACAGAGGCCCUGCUCUUCACUUUCGACACGGACGCUGCAGGCUCAGCUGAAGAACGCUAUGGCUUCACGGCGGCUGUUUUGCCCAUGCAAGCCGACAAGAACUCGGAGAAACUGGGCGAUCUCGCCGCGGAGCUGGAAGCAAAGGCACUUCUAAUCAGCCAUGAGUUAGAGACUCGAGAAGCCAACAAGGGCAAGCAGACACGCUUGUUUCGCGUGCUCUUAUCGAUCAUGAAGGGGUAUGCUUUCUCUGGUGGUGUUCAGCAGGCGGCGGAGCUGCUCCAUUUCGUGUUGGUUUCUCUCGGUCGUUCUACGUGGUUGGAGCUGGGCAACAAGGAAGUCGCUAAAAGCAUCGGACUGCCGUCCGAGCCAGUUGUCAAGCUUGUGCAAGAGGCCAAGUCCACUUCGCCUCAGAAGGUCUUUGAUGCCUGGCUGGAAGAGAUCGCUUGUGCCGUGAGGUCUCGCGAGUCGGUCUCGCAGGAGGCCAGGAAGCUUGCGUUGCCGAUCCUGGCUGAGGUCGGCCCUUGCUUGGCAGACCUUCGCAUGGAGCUUCUCAAAGAAGCUUUGGCCAAGUUGGAGACCAUGCAUGCGGCUGUAGAGAAGGCAAGCAAGGACUACUCUUUGUCGCAAGGCAGGAUGCGCUACCACGCCUGCGACCAGCUGGCACUUCUCGUCGAAAGCCGUAAGCUCCCGGAGGGAGUUCGACUGGUCCAGAGCUGCCAUCCCUACGCUGCACAAGGCCACGAAUACGAAAUCAGUGUGGACGUGGAGGCACCCAAGGUGCUGGUAGCCUUCGCACCUUGCAGUUGCACCUAUGACUCGUAUGCCGAAGUCGUGAUGCGCAACUCGAACUUCUCUGGCCGAGGCCCCUGGUCGGCAGAACCCGUAGAGGUGGAGGUGGGAAAGAAGCCAAUCGCCAUCAGCUUCAAAACCGAUGGCUAUGGGCAUGAGAGCCCCGAACGGCGAUGGGGCUUCUUGGCCCUCCUGGCGGACAGCCGCUCGGUGAGCUUCAGCAACUUGGCCCAGGCGGCAGAGAAGCUCGCGGAGACCAUGGCGGAGGAAGCUGAGCUGUACUUGGAUGCCUCGAAGGCUGAAGCAGCUUUGUCAGAGGUCCUUGACGGCCUGCGUCCGCAACUAAGCGAGAUCUUGGAGUUGCUGGGAGCAGCGACGCAUGUCCAUCAGGCUGUUGAAGACUUGUGCAACAAGGUCUGCCUCAGCCUGGCAGACAUGUGCAAGUGGUUCGGUCGCCAAGGCUUGUCGAAUUAUUUGACCCAGUGGAAGCGAAAGUUUCCAGACCUGGAGGAGCGCAUGGCAGACUCUCGCAACACAGGCCCGACCAGUAUGUUCUGGUGUUUCAACGAUGAGGGAUCAAUGGUCAAUCAUGGCGAGAAGCUUACUGACCAGUUCUUCUACUGCGGCCAGCAGAUGGAAGGGACCGGGAAGACUUGCUCCCCAGCAGCACAGUGCAAAUCUUGUGGGCGCUUCCAAAGCGAGGUGCUCAGAGGCUACACCCGCCAAACCGGGAUAGUAUCGUCAUUCGUCGAAGAAGCUCGUCAGGACUUUGAAGAAGUGACUGACUCUAAGAAGCUAAGUAGAUCUAAGUAG
Messenger RNA from Symbiodinium necroappetens, 9078 nucleotides. The record is from the annotation of a GenBank genome assembly. NCBI's taxonomy places the organism in Eukaryota, Dinophyceae, Suessiales, Symbiodiniaceae.